AUGGGGACAGUUUUCAAACCUCAUAUUCCUUGCUUGGUUCAGCCUCGUCCACCCACAUCAUACAGCAAAGAAUCUGCACAACCAAAAGCAAACAUUAUGAAGAAAUGCUCGCUAGAUAAGGAGGAGGCAAAACCCGAACUGGAGGUAGAUUCGCCUUUCAGAGUCUGUCGAUCUUCUUCUCCGACCUUUUCAGAAAGUAGCGGAGAGUCAUCUGGCUAUGAAAGCGAACCCGUUCAAUCAAAAGCCUCAUCUCCAGAAAUAGAAGAUGUAGAACGUGAACCCAGUGUCAUUCGAAGAAUGCGAACGAAAUUCACAUCAGAUCAGAUUCACAAACUGGAGAAAACUUUCAGUAAACAUAAGUACUUGGGUGUUUCUGAAAGACUCAAAGUGGCUGCAAAACUACAUCUCUCUGAAACUCAGGUGAAAACGUGGUUCCAGAACCGAAGAAUGAAACUAAAGCGUGAGGUGCAAGAUCUGCGUCCAGACUUCUUGAACCCUGCUAUGUUGCCUCAGGUGAUGUACCAGGCCGUUUCUUCUCUCCAGCACUUCAGCUACCCGGUGCAGCAGCUUGCAGUUCCCACUGACACCGCAGACAACCCAGCACACCGUCUCUAUCCAUCCUUCAAUCAUCAUGUGCCUAUGCAACAAAUGACAUUCCCUCAGCAACCACUCCACCAUCUGUUGCUGGCUUCACAAUAUUACUGUUGA
This is a messenger RNA of Polyodon spathula (Mississippi paddlefish), 708 nucleotides long. Its product is annotated as homeobox protein vent1-like. Gene Ontology annotation, biological process: regulation of DNA-templated transcription. Gene Ontology annotation, molecular function: DNA-binding transcription factor activity, RNA polymerase II-specific; DNA binding. The transcript is spliced from 2 exons. Lineage: Eukaryota; Metazoa; Chordata; Actinopteri; Acipenseriformes; Polyodontidae. The coding region runs from base 1 to 708 and encodes 235 amino acids. The record is from RefSeq and is a predicted model, not a curated record.